Cylas formicarius (sweet potato weevil) is the source of this 4783-nucleotide messenger RNA. It is a transcript of the gene Cln7, whose product is annotated as major facilitator superfamily domain-containing protein 8. NCBI's taxonomy places the organism in Eukaryota, Metazoa, Arthropoda, Insecta, Coleoptera, Brentidae. Gene Ontology annotation, molecular function: transmembrane transporter activity. The record is from RefSeq and is a predicted model, not a curated record. The transcript is spliced from 4 exons. The coding region runs from base 2733 to 4478 and encodes 581 amino acids. Gene Ontology annotation, cellular component: lysosomal membrane. Gene Ontology annotation, biological process: transmembrane transport.
AAUAAGUUCGAAACGGUAAAUCACUGAGUAAUACUCAUAUAUAUCGUUGAAUUUUUCUUUGAAAGGACUAUGAAACAAUGCAGUAAAAUGUAGGGCGUUCUAUUUAAAAAAAUGUAACUUUGUUUUACCACCCUGUAUAUAAAAAAGUGACGAUUAGGAAAAUAAAAAAAGGUCAUUUUAAUAGAAACAACUUUUGAAUUUAAAAAUCCCCGUAGGUUUCGAGAUAAGGUAUAGGCUCCUCUUAAAGGGAUCACCCUGUACAGUGUGUUCAAAUUUGGAAUGAGGACCUCCAACACGAUUUCAAAAUUAAAAUUUAAGACAAGCAUGAACAAUAUUGUGCUAUUUCACAGAAAAUUACAAAGUUAAGCGCGAACCAUAUUGCGGUAGUUUAAAAUGUGUUGUCUGUUGGCGAUUUUAUUUUCUAGCCACUAGUAUACAAAAAGUAUGAGUAUAAUAAAACAAAAAUUAUCUUUUAUUAAUUAAAUACUAACCUUGGAAUAACGAGUUAAUAUUGUAGGCAACAAUUUUGACAAAAGUCAUUUUAGUCACGGGUUUUAAAUUAAACAAAAAGUAUUACUUCUGUUAGGUCUGGAAAGGUAGUUGCAGACGGAAGUUAAAUUUUUAAGUACUGGAAUAUUAUUCUUCUAUAAUUCUUCCUUAUUUCUAUUGUUCCAUAGCUCAAGGGCUAUUUGAGAAGUCAAUUUAAUAGUAAUAAGUAAGUUAAGUAAGUUAAGUAAUUUAAUAGUAACAAGUGUGGUAAGCGAUACAUUUUUGGAAAACAAUACAAAUAUAUUUUUCUACUCCUUUCUGUAAAAUACCUAAUUAUACACCGUUUUAGCGUACGGGAAGCGUCACUUUGCCACGUGAUCUUCAUGUCCCAUGGAUCCGAGCCUCUUCGGACAAUUGGAUUUUCCCGCACGCGUUUGUUUUCCGAGACUUUACCGCACGGCUUGAAUUUUGACGUUUGUCAAUUCUGACGGUCAUAUAGAUGGAUGUAUUCGUGUUGUUUUGUAAAAAUGUACUCAAAAACUAACGAUCAUAGAAAAAGUAUGCUAUGCAACACGUUUGGUAAACUUUUUAAGUCACUGGAUUGUUAAACACUCGCUCUGCUCGUGCCAAAUAAAUUCGUGACUCAAAUGCCAUUUGCCGCCAAAAUUUAAGCCGGGAGUAAUAUUUCCGAUUGCAGCCACUUGUGCCGUAAAAUUCCGGAAAUUUCCUUGCAGCCGUAGAAUUUCAAUACAAAUUCUGAUACCACACAAAAUUCUAAGUAACAUCUACAUACUGGGAAUCAAGAAAAUUUAUUAGUCAUGGCGUCAAUUCUUUAUGUUAAAAGUUUUUUUAGUCUAGGAAAUAAUCCAUCGUUAAAAUCCAUACUUAGCGACCCGGUACAUAUACGCUGUCUUACUGUGACGUAGCACGGCCAUUUUUUUGGCGAAGUUUGGUAUAGAGCAAACCGAUUUACUAUUCAGUUGAUAGGGCUGUUUCAGUUGUUUUUGUAAGUUUUAGAAUUGGAAAUGAAAUAAUAAGUUAUUUUAUUGAAAAUCAAAAUAUAACCUAUAAAUAUUAACCGUGUUUGAAUAUUAGUGUAUCCCACAUUUCAAGAUUUUAGGCUAUAUUUUCGUUUUCAAUAAAAUACUCUAACCCAAUGUUUAAUUUCUAAUUCGAAUUCUGAUAAGGUACUAAUUGAAUAGUUACUGCUAAUAAAUAAUGACGAAGUCCAUUAAAUAGUCUCUAAUAAUUAAAAACGCAAAAAAUUUGAAACAUCUGCAAAAACUUAUAUGAAAAAUCAUUUUUGUUAGAUCACAAACGUUGACUGACUAUCACUAGUAUAGCGCAUAAUGAAAAGAUUGCAGCAGUCUUCUUCCACUGUUCAGACAUAUUUAAAUAUUUUUCUAAUAUUUCGUCCGAUCGACAAUCGCUUUCACUGAGAGAUAGUAUGAACUACUUUAUUAAUUCUGUUAUUCUUAGGAUGCUCUUUGAAGAGUAGGCGGUUAAAAUAAGAAAAUACAUUUAAAAAGCUUUUUUUUUUCAGUAAGUUAUUUGAAAAUGUUUUUCAAAAAUUAGAUUUUCCAAAAAUCGUCGUAGCUUUGCUUAUGCUGUUAGAAAUUGGAAUAUUUAAAACAUGAAUCAAAAUCAACUGUUUAUUGAUAAUAAAACCGUAUAAAAGCGACGACAAUUUUUUAUUAAAUUUUUUAUUUCGGGACUUCUGCCAGCGUUGGUAAAAACUACGCAGUUACGCUUAAAAAUAACCACGCUUGAUAAAAUUUCAUGAAAAAUGUCAAGGUUAAAAAAGACAACUGUAUAUCAAUGUUCAACGUUAAUUCAUUAGCAUUAUGAAACGGGUGUAAAAUCAAAUUUAAAUUAGGCGGUUAUUUAUUUUGAUUUCGUAUUUCGUAUUAACUUUUCCAGGAAAAACAACAGUCAACUUGAAGAAAGCUGUUCCUUAAAAAUAGUUAUGUCAAGGAAACAAUACAUUUAGUUUCAUUUUUAAUCGCAUCAAAUCAGAAAGCUAACCAAAACUAGAUAAUAAAAGGAAAAUUAGGUAAAAACUAUUAUAGGAAUUUUUGAAGUAAUCUCAUUUAAAUAAACACAUUUCUUGAGAAAGCAGAUUGUAGACGUAGCCAAAUAUUUAUCAUUUUCUGAAACAAUCAGAAUCGUUUUGUAUAAAUUGUUUGGAGUGCUUAAUAUGACUUAUACAAUUUACGAAACUUUAGUCCAUUAUACGGCAUGAGAUGUGGGAGAAAAAAAUUGCAAUAUGGAAUUACGUUAUGGCAUGGUACGAAAAAGUUCGACUCCUAAUAAAGGACUCCCGCUCACCGAAGACCAAAGAUAACUUAGAAACGCCCGAAGAGUACAAAGAAAGAUGGAUCUCGAUAUACAUCAUUUAUUUCACAAUGUUUAUGAUAUCAUUAGGCUUCAGCAUUAUAGUUACUGGGGUCUGGCCGUAUUUAGACAAACUGGACCCAACCGCUGGAAAGGAGUACAUGGGGUUCGUGGUGGCGGCCAACCCUUUCGCUCAGAUGUUGUUUUCGCCUUUGGUCGGAUGGUGGACCAAUAAAGCGGGUUCUAUAAGAAUACCGGUAAUUGUUUCCCUGGUGAUAUUUACUUUAGCCAGCGGUCUGUAUUCCUCCUUGGAACUGUUCGAAACGAAUAGGAAACACUGGAUGCUGUGGUCGCGAUUUCUCGUCGGUGUAAGUUCUGCUAAUGUCGCUGCCUGCAGAUCCUACCUCUCCGCAGCUACCAGAUAUUCCGAACGGACCAAAGCGGUAUCCAUGAUUUCCUUAGCUCAAGUGCUCGGAUUCGUUAUAGGCCCGGCAAUCCAGGCCGCCGUGGUCCCUUUAGGCGACGACGGAUUAUGGAUCAUCCCCAACAGACUUAAAUUGAACAUGUAUACUGCCUCCGGUUGGAUUAACGCCGCGUUAUCUUUAAUUAACAUCUUCCUCUUCUUACCGAAAUAUUUUAAAGAAUACAAAGUCGCAGCCAAAGAGGCUAUGGUCAAGCAAGGCAAAACCAAUGAGAAGGACAUCUGGAAAAACAAUAAUCCGGAUUAUUUUGCCGCGUGGAGCUUAAUUGUGGCAUUUUUCGUAUUGGUUUUCAAUUUCAUGUUGUUAGAAACGCUGGCCACCCCUGUCACGAUGGAUCAGUUUGCUUGGUCCAAAAGCGAGUCUUUGUAUUACAUGGGCAUACUGAUGUCUAUUGGUGCUAUCGCUUCCAUCGCAACAUUCGCUUCUAUAGGUGCCCUAUCUAAAAAGUUUUCUGAAGUUAAAAUUACGAUUUGGGGUGGUUUUCUGUUUAUGGUGAUCGGACGGGUGCUGUGCAUACCAUUUGGAGGAGAUCUACCGCUAACGUACGAUUCAGACUUUAAAGUCAACCUAACUGUAUUUUGCCAUGAUAAGUUGAAGAAUGUUUCCGCCCCUUUUCUCGAUUAUGAAAUUUUAAAUCAGUCUCUUAGGGAACACGGACGCUGGUUGGAUUUAGAAGCGACGAAUCGAAGUUAUAUCAGGUACAUGACCCUAAAUUGUGGCGAAGAAUUGGUAGGGUGUCCUUCAAGUCAAGAAUGGUGUAGCUAUAUACCCGCGAUUAAUUUGGUUCAGUUCAUAUUCGGAUUUAUUUUCACUGUAUUCGGGUAUCCUGUUGGGGUAACUCUCAUACAGACAUUAUUCUCAAAGUUACUAGGGGCCAGACCUCAGGGCGUUUGGAUGGGACUUAUGACGGGUUCAGGGUGUCUUUCAAGAGUAAUGGGUCCGGUCUUUAUCACUUACGUUUAUGAAGAGUACGGCACGAUUUGGACGUUUGGGUUUACCACAGUGAUGAUGGCGGUCAGUUUGGUGUGGCUCCUUUGCUUUAGGAAGCGUUUGGAGCCGGUAGACUUGGAAAGUUUGGCGAUACCUGAUCGGCAAAUGCAAGAUUUUACCUCUGUUGAGAUCGACGAAGACGAUAACGAGAUCAAAGAGAAUUUUGAGGAUCCGCCAAGCUGAUGUCAUUAUGUUUUUGAUAUUAUCGUUGUUUUGUUAUUGUACUUAAAAAGAAUUGCCAUAGUAUAAUUGGUAAAUAUUUUUGUAUUCAACUUAGACGAACAAUCUUUUGGUGAUAUUAACGAACUCGAAUACUCUAAAAGUUUCGUUUUCCCGAUCGACUGAAAAAUCUUGUAAUUAUGGAAGAAAGGCGCUCUUCGGGAACUUUCUGACAUAUUAAGGUUGCAUGCUUAAGAAUGUAUACAGGGACGAAAUGUGCAAGUUACUUCGAAGAAUCUUUUAUUGAUCGGCAUACAUAUAUAUAUAUA